Messenger RNA from Helobdella robusta, 309 nucleotides. RefSeq lists its product as hypothetical. The annotation marks the transcript as partial. NCBI's taxonomy places the organism in Eukaryota, Metazoa, Annelida, Clitellata, Rhynchobdellida, Glossiphoniidae. The transcript has 2 exons. Gene Ontology annotation, molecular function: transmembrane transporter binding; small GTPase binding. The record is from RefSeq and is a predicted model, not a curated record. Gene Ontology annotation, biological process: regulation of synaptic plasticity; calcium ion-regulated exocytosis of neurotransmitter; regulation of membrane potential. Gene Ontology annotation, cellular component: cytoskeleton of presynaptic active zone; presynaptic membrane.
CUUCAGAUAAAGGUGAUGUACUAUGACAUUCCCACGUACCAGCUGGUCGUAACGAUUGUAGGUGCCAUCAGUCUGAGGCCGAGAGAGAAUAAUAUAUUACGCAAUCCCUACUGCAAGCUCUACCUUCUGCCAGAUAGGAGCGAGAAGACAAAAAGGCGUACGAAGACCGUGGCGGGAACCCUGAACCCCAGAUGGUGCCAGUCAUUCGCUUACACGCCCGUUAAGAGGCGAGACCUGCAGUCUCAGUCGCUGCAGAUCACAGUCUACGAUUACGACAGGAUUGGCAGUGGGGAGUACGUCGGCGAGGUU